AUGGAUUCGGAAGCUGAAGUUGUUGUUUGUAUGGCACUCGAUGGUAAUUCGGAAGCUGGAAGUGGUGUUUGUAUGGCACUCGAUGGUAAUGCGGAACUAGGUGUGCUAUCUCCGGACUGGGCGAUGGGAGCUGGCGCUGCUACAGAGCUUGGAGUGAUGGGAGUGGUUGAGUCGGUUGCUGCGGAACUAGGUGUGCUAUCUCCGGACUGGGCGAUGGGAGCUGGCGCUGCUACAGAGCUUGGAGUGAUGGGAGUGGUUGAGUCGGGCCACAAAGCUCGUGCUGCCAAAAUGAGUGACAAGGAGGUUUUUAUUCCCAAUGAAGAACCGGAUAUCAUUGUGGGUAUUGAUUUUGGAAUGACUUUUACUGGGGUUGCUUACUCCUCAGCACCGGAAUGGCUUCCUCCAAAGACAAUCCAGCGUUGGCCAGGAGGACUUCCAGGAGAUUUGGCAAACAAAGUACCAACAUGCAUCGAGUAUGACGAUGAAUCAGGAUUGGUAAAGAGAUGGGGCUUCCAGUGCGAUCAGGAACAGAAGUCUUCUCAUGUGAAAGAAUUUUUCAAGCUACACCUUGCACCUCAAUAUCAUGAUGACUAUUCAGGAUUGCCAACCAGACAGGAAGCUCAGAAAUGGUUUCAAGACUACAUACAGUGUCUGUAUCGACAUGUAGUUACUCAUUUCCAGAGUACAAUUCCUCAAUUUGUCUCGCGACACGUUGAGUUCAUCUUCAGCGUACCCACUACCUGGAAAGACGUGCGUAUGAUUGAGGAAACGAGGAGAUUGCUUGAAAGCUCAAUAAGCGCAAAGACCCCGAUGCAUAGUGUCUCUAUCGGUCUCACAGAGGCAGAAGCAGCCGCAGUAUACGCGAGUAAUGGGUUUUAUAAGACGAACGAUACAAUUCUGGACCUAAAUAUUCUUAAGCUUAAAUCGGACCGGGGUGACCCUGCUAAACUCGACCAGCUAGGACACGUUGAAGGGCAACCUAUUGGCUCAGUUUUCAUCGAUAGAAAGAUUCACCAAUUGAUUCAGGCACGAUUAGAAGGUGUUCGUGAGCAUUUGAAUCUCUCCCCAUCAGAGACGGCAUGGAGAAUGAUAUCGGGCCGGUUUCAGCGGCUGAAAUGCGCAUUUGGGACUGAAGUUACAUCAACCCCUGGGUUGAAGCUUGACAUUCCGUCGAUGAAAACUGAUCUGGAUGAUCCAAAAUUAGGGAUAUACGAUGGACAGAUGAUGAUUGAUUGGAAAGAGCUCAAACUUGCGUUUGACUUGAAGAUUGAUGAAACCAUUAAGCUCAUGGACGGACACAUCGCUCAAAUGAAAUCUAACUACCCCGAUGAGAAGAUUAAAUACCUGGUUCUGUCAGGAGGUUUUGGCAGCUCUUCAUACGUUCGCCAGCGCCUCAUGGAAAAAUACGACCCCGAGCGAGAUUCGAAUGGCAAAGGGAUGCAGGUUCUUGUUGCCGAUGAGCCUUAUGGUAUUGUCUGUGACAAGAUCUAUCAUCCCGAGCAACAUCUGGGAGAGCCAGUUCGGAUUGACGCUCGCGACAAGUUGACUUACGCCGUUGACCAAGUCGAAUGGAUUGUCAUCCAGGGGCUAUCGAUUCCAACUACAGGGCUGACCAAGCAGUUUCAACUGAAGGUGGAUAAAGGUCGUGAGAACGAAUCCUGGAAGGUGAGCGUUGUCAUGUCAGUCCUUCCACCAGAUAAACUUCCUCAGAACUUUCGUCACCAGGGGGUUCAUCAAGUGUGUGACCUUGAUAUCGCCACAUAUGAUGUGGAAAAGAAACUCAAAAAUCGACACUGGUACAACACAAAGCCUGCAUUUUGGAGGUCUACUUUUGAUGAGAAUCAUGUCAAGUGA
Molecule: messenger RNA, 1854 nt
Organism: Penicillium taxi
Lineage: Eukaryota; Fungi; Ascomycota; Eurotiomycetes; Eurotiales; Aspergillaceae
Product: Hsp70 family protein
Exons: 11
Coding region: 1-1854 (617 amino acids)
Source: RefSeq, a predicted model, not a curated record